AUGACGACCAUGCAGCAGUCUCCUACAAAGCAGAUAACAGAACGCCUCCAGCGUCUCAACUUGUACUCUGGAGAUGAACCUCAAUCGAGAAAUGUGAGAAGUCAAUCUGAGACCCUAACCAGUGCAAAGAAUCAUCUUCAUAUUCCCAAGCUGAUAUUUAACCAAGACUUUGCUGAUGAGAGUAGAGUUGGUGAAAAUACUGAUAUCUUCAGAAGCCCGGACUCUGGUGCUGCUGAUAUAGACUCAGAUGCUACAGUGGAUGAAGGUGAUACCGUGGUACAUAAUAAGGAAAAUGCUGAUACAACACUGCCAGAUUGGAUGGCUGUUAAGCUGAAGAUGCAAUCAUCAACUACGACAAAGAAAAAUCCUGCUAAACCCAAACUUAUCAAUAGAAACAAAGAAUUCAGAUCAACUCAUUUGAAACCAAAGUUGGUUAGUAGUGUUACAGAUUCAGAAAGUGAAUCAGAAAUUUUCAAAAAUGAAACUUGGGAAGAGAUGAAAAAACAAUAUGAUAUAGGUGGGUUUGAUGACGAUGAUGAUGAUAAAUCAAUUGAAGAGAGUGGUGGUGUUGAUGAUACAAUUACUGAGGCUCGCAACUUGAAUGAUACAAGCGCUUAUAGUUUCCAAGAUAUGAAUAAUUUAAGAAUUAUAUCAGAUGCACAAACUUCAUCUAACGGUACCAAAAAAGUCACAUCUUUCAAGUCAGACUAUAUUGACUCACCAAUGGCAGCUCCAAAGAUUUUAAAGAGUUUCAAACAACAAACAAAACCAAGUUACACUGAAACAGAUGACAAGGCCAACGAUAAAGUGGAAAUUAAAUUGAUAACACCCGUUGAAAUGAACAUGAAGUUUGAUCCAGACGAUGGUAAAUGGGUAUCACCUGAGCAAGUGCAUGAACCCAAACCAAAAUAUGAUGAUAUACUGGUAAUUGAAGAAGAAAUUAAGAAACCAGUUAUUAAAAUACUUGAACCUACACCAGAUAAUACCAUGAAAACUACGCUAGAUAUUGAUCCUCAACAAAUCACUAAUGUUUCACAAUUGGAUCUUUCAUUUUCAGAGUCAAGAAAGACAUUGAUCUCUGCUUUGACUAGUGUUAUAAAGCCAAAAACGGAUUGGGAUAAGGUUGAUGAAGUUGACCUCUCACAUAAAAGGCUAAUAACAGUUAAAAGUCUUGAAGAAUUUUUACCUAAACUGCUGGAAAUAAACUUAAAUUUCAACAAUUUAACAACAAUUGAAGGGUUAUCUUCAAAUUUACAAAGUGUUUCCAUAUCACAUAACAAAAUAAGUGACCAUUUUUUGAAUUUUAAGCAAUUUCAAUAUCUUCACAAAAUUGAUAUUAGUUUUAACAAGUUGACUAAUAUGAAACUUUUCCAAAAUCUAAGAAAUUUGAGAGAAUUGAACUUGUCAAAUAAUGAUAUCAAAGAUUUUGUGGAAUUACCUUCCUUACAGGUAUUAAAUGUGUCUAAUAAUGAGAUAAACGGAGAAUUGAACUUUGACAACUUCAAAUUCCCAAAUUUAGAAGUUUUAGAUUUGAGUGGGAAUAAACUCAAUAAAGUUGAUAUGACGGGCUUAAAACAGUUGAGAAUUUUGAAAUUAAAGAAUAACGAAAACUUGCAACACUUAGAGAUUGAGGAAAAUUCAACUAAACUAAAAAAAUUAAACUUGGUGGGGUUGAAAAAAUUGUCAAAAUUUGAAUGCUUGGAUAAGUUACAAAGUUUAAGAUCAUUAUCAAUUGAAGGGACAACUUUAGUGAAAGGUAAUUUUCCAAGAUUGGAGACAUUGAAAGUCAUUAAUGACAAAAAACUUGAGAACCUUUUCAAUGGAUCCAUUAAAGUGAAUAAGCAUUUAUUAUCAAUAACAUUAGAAGAAUGUUCAAUUGAUUCUAAAGUAUUAUUAAACAUGAAUAAAUUUCAUUCAAAUUUCCCACACUUACAAAGAAUCAGUCUUGAAAAUAAUGAAAUCAAAGACAAUUAUUUAAACUUAGUUGUCUUUUUCCAAAAGUUCAAGAAUUUACAAAAAAUUAAAUUAGAUAAUAAUCCAAUAGUUGAUGAAUUGAAAAAUGAACAAGAUAAAAGGCUGUUUAAACUGAUGAUCAAGAAGCUGACUAGUGAUUGCUGA
Molecule: messenger RNA, 2118 nt
Organism: Hansenula anomala
Lineage: Eukaryota; Fungi; Ascomycota; Saccharomycetes; Phaffomycetales; Wickerhamomycetaceae
Gene: NUD1
Product: Nud1p
Exons: 1
Coding region: 1-2118 (705 amino acids)
Molecular function (GO): protein binding
Source: RefSeq, a predicted model, not a curated record